CUGUUAUUCACUUUCGAACAAUGCUCUAGAGCGUUGCCUUGCCGUGAAUCUGGUCAAAGUCCGACAAACGCCGAGCUUCCCAAUCCUCCCAUCUGUACAGCUCAUCACUCGUACCAUGACAUCCAACACAAUAAGCGAAGACGACCUCUACCGUACGACAUCUCAGUACCGUCUGUGGUCUUUCUCGCCAGAAGCUCUUGCUUCACGGCGAAGGGGGACACAUGAGCUCGCGCUACAGCGGGCAUGGCAGCAUGCUCCCACAUCAGAUGGAGCGAGUGAUGGCGCUGCACGAGGGUCGAGCGUAGACUGCCUGACAGUGGGGGAGGAGCUGCGGUUGGUGCAGCGGUAUUGCAAUCAGAUACGCACAACAAGCGAUCACUUCCAAUGGCCGGUGCAGGUCAAGGCCACCGCAGUCCAAUACCUCCGCCGAUUCUACCUCUCUAACUCCUGCUUGACCUAUCCACCAAAAGACAUCUACAAGACCGUCCUGUUCCUCGCCUGCAAGACAGAAGCCACCCACAUGACCCUCAGCGAGUAUGCCCGACGCAUCAGCACCGAUCCAGACGCCGUCUUGGCGCCGGAGUACAAGGUCAUGCAGGCCCUACGCUUCACGCUGGAUGUCAGGCAACCGUACCGUGGAUUGAAGGGUGUGCUGAUGGAGCUGCUGAACAUGGCUAACGGCAUGGUCGGAGAAGUCAUCGAUGCCGAGACCAGGGGCGCGAAGGAGCUACAGGCGAGCCUACUGGACUUGGCGAAACCGUCGAGCGACGCGAAGACGCCUUGGAAGGCGCCUGCUACCGGCAGUGUAGACGUUAAGCACCUUACAGACCGUAUCAACGCCGCCUACUCCGCCGCACGAACGAUUCUUGAUGGUCCAGCACUGCUAACAGACGCCUACUUCCUCUACACACCCUCCCAGAUCCUCCUCGCCGCUUUACAGCUGGCGGACGAACCACUAAGUUCAUUCUACCUAACCACCAAACUGCCAAUAUCCUCGGACGUCCGACCCAAAAUCCUGGCCACGAUUAGUACCUGCGCGGACCUGCUGUUCUCCUUUUCCGACGCUGUCAUUAUUUCAAAAGAAGAGCGAGCGCGACUCGAAGAGAAACUGGAGCUCUGCCGCGAUCCGUCCACGCGUGAUUUGGUGCAAGCGCAUGCGGCUGCUAUGCGCGGAAGUGACGAGGAUGACGAGGCGAAGGCGAGGAAGCGGAAGGCGGCGAGGGAGAAGAGUAGGCAGGAAGGGGAGGACUUGUUUGGGCCAAGACUGAAUGGUGUUGGAGCGGGAGGUGGAUGAAGUGGCUGCUGGUUCUAUUGGUUGCGAGGUCGCCGCGGCUAGCGGAUGGCUGAUUUUCGGUGACCCGCGGUCAGCCGCAAUCGCCGGGUGGGCCCGCCUCGGACAUGAAGCAAGCGUUACAAGGAAGCUGCGAUCAUAUCAAGCUGCGACAUAACGCCGACAUGUUGGGAGACGUGAUGCAAAGGACUAUCGGUUUGUUGUACACAGUUCGACGAAGGUGAACAGACACGAGCUUCGCAAAUGACCUUGGGUCCGCAAGAUUUUCC
Messenger RNA from Baudoinia panamericana UAMH 10762, 1560 nucleotides. RefSeq lists its product as uncharacterized. Gene Ontology annotation, molecular function: cyclin-dependent protein serine/threonine kinase regulator activity. Bases 116 to 1294 code for a protein of 392 amino acids. Gene Ontology annotation, cellular component: nucleus; transcription factor TFIIK complex. Gene Ontology annotation, biological process: regulation of transcription by RNA polymerase II; regulation of cyclin-dependent protein serine/threonine kinase activity. The transcript is spliced from 2 exons. The record is from RefSeq and is a predicted model, not a curated record. NCBI's taxonomy places the organism in Eukaryota, Fungi, Ascomycota, Dothideomycetes, Mycosphaerellales, Teratosphaeriaceae.